AUGGAUGUACCUUUGUUUCUUUUCCUUUGCAGGCAAGCUAAUGAAGAAUAUCAAGUGCUGGCUAAUUCAUGGCGCUAUUCAUCUGCUUUCUCAAACAAACUAUUUUUCACAAUAGUGGAUUAUGAUGAAGGUGCAGAUGUUUUUCAACAGCUGAACAUGAACUCUGCUCCGACUUUCAUGCAUUUUCCUCCAAAAGGUAAACCCAAGAGAGCUGACACGUUCGACCUGCAGAGAAUUGGCUUUGCAGCUGAGCAGCUAGCUAAAUGGAUAGCUGACAGAACAGAUGUUCAUAUUAGAGUGUUCAGGCCUCCUAACUAUUCUGGUACAAUUGCACUGGCUCUUCUGGUAUCUCUUGUUGGUGGAUUGUUGUACCUGCGAAGAAAUAACUUGGAGUUCAUCUACAACAAAACUGGCUGGGCCAUGGCAGCUCUGUGUGUUGUAUUUGCUAUGACAUCUGGUCAGAUGUGGAAUCAUAUACGUGGGCCCCCAUAUGCACAUAAAAAUCCUCAAAAUGGACAAGUGGUGAGUUGA
Molecule: messenger RNA, 531 nt
Organism: Melopsittacus undulatus (budgerigar)
Lineage: Eukaryota; Metazoa; Chordata; Aves; Psittaciformes; Psittaculidae
Product: tumor suppressor candidate 3-like
Exons: 4
Coding region: 1-531 (176 amino acids)
Cellular component (GO): oligosaccharyltransferase complex
Source: RefSeq, a predicted model, not a curated record